Messenger RNA from Camelina sativa (false flax), 718 nucleotides. RefSeq names its product auxin-responsive protein SAUR27. NCBI's taxonomy places the organism in Eukaryota, Viridiplantae, Streptophyta, Magnoliopsida, Brassicales, Brassicaceae. The record is from RefSeq and is a predicted model, not a curated record. Gene Ontology annotation, biological process: response to auxin.
UUUUUUCCCAUUAGCAUUUGACGGAAGGCAGACAGAUGCAUGUGAAACUCUCAAUUCAUAUACGUCCCCACACUUUUCUAGAACACAGGUUUCAUAUAUCCUUUCUUAUUGAUCUAUUUAUAAGGACCCAAAACAGAACACAUCUUCAUAACCAUCAAUAAUAAGCAAUCUAAGAACUCUAAGAUUCAAACAUCAAGACUUUCUAGACAAAAAUGGCUAUGGUGAGAAGUCUCUUUGUUGAAAAGAAGAUAUUUGGAGGCUCCUUAGCAGGAACGAGGAAAACAACUUCAGCACCAAAAGGGUUUCUUGCAGUGUACGUAGGAGAGUGCCAGAAGAAGCAGAGAUACUUAGUGCCAGUCUCAUACUUGAGCCAGCCAUUGUUUCAAGCUCUUCUCAGUAAAUCCGAGGAAGAGUUCGGAUAUGAUCAUCCGAUGGGUGGUUUGACGAUCCCUUGUCUUGAAGAUACUUUCCUUACAGUAACUUCUCGGAUCCAAGGAUAAUGAUUGAUCAUCCGAAGAUACACUUUAUUUUUUACUGUAGAUAGAUGACAAUUUUUUCUUUCAAUUUUGAUCAUGAGGAUAGAACUUCCAAUGUAAAUACCAGUUCUUCUUUGUGUAUUGUGACAAUGAACGAUGGAAUCAAACAAAUUCCGGAUAUUGUUUUUUCCUUUUUCUUAAGGCAAUUUCUAGUUUUACCCUCGCGGAGGUGAUUCAAUGUU